CAGACUGGGUAUUGUUCCAACGCCUCGAGGAUAAGCGCGCGCUUGCCUGCUGCUGCCUCCCUGUCGUGGACUGAAACUUUGGAGCUCUCCUGCUCUUAUUCUUUUAUUCAAAUGCCCAUCUUUUCGCCUACACCACAUGCCACUAUUGACCUUUUAUGCUUCCUUAUUAUUUUACUUUUCCACCAUCGCCUUCUCGGCAAUACAUGCACGUCGCUCAGCCAUUACUGAAAGAUGAAGGAUUGAACACAUUUUUAAAAUGUUUUUUUAGUAGUUUCAUAAAUUUGAAGUCCUGUUAACAUUCACCAAACAAAAUCGUUAUAUUUUCAAAACAUAAUUAAUUAUCGGCAAUUGCUCAAAAUACUGCCGUUCACGUCAAACUUUAAACAAUAUUACAAGGAAUUACGAAACCGUAGUUUUUGUCUUUGUUCAUAUGUUUUAUUUAUCUAAUGAAAUCUAUUACCUGACACUUUUGCUACUUCAAGAACAACCGUCGGUGGUCGCGGUGUAUCCCCUCCCUUAUUCUCCCCCCUCCCCUACAGUGUCAUGUAUUCGUCCCAUCCUACGCAGUUUUCUCUUAUUUCUCUUGUCUACUUCUUCUCGGGAACAACGAUCUAACUUUCGCAACAACGAUUCAUCGUCUUGCCGAUUCAUAGUCAGAGGGAAUAUUACCCACUAACCCUGUUUUUUCAUGUCACGGCGAGACAGACGCUUACUGAAAUGGAAAUACUACUUAAGUGCCGGUGGGAAUACUUCCUGAUUUUGGCCAAUGCGUUCAUGUCACCUGCGUUCAUGGUGCUGUGUAAUGACAUACUCGGCCUGAAGGUGGCAGGUGACCCAGUGCUGACACCCAACACGGUGUGCCUGCGCCUGGCCGGCCUGACCAAGCGGCAGAUGCGGCUGUGCGUGCGUAGCCCGGACGUGACGGCCUCUGCACUCCAGGGCAUCCAGGUUGCUCUCCACGAGUGCCAGCAUCAGCUCCAUGAUCAGCGGUGGAACUGUUCCUCACUGGAGAGUCAUGGAAAGCUGCCCCACCAGAGUGCCAUCCUCAACAGGGGCUUCCGUGAGAGCGCCUUCACACUGUCCCUGUUGGCGGCGGGCGUGGCUCAUUCCGUGGCGUCGGCCUGCAGCUUGGGGAAGCUGCGAGGGUGUGGCUGUGACGCCAAGCGCCGCCUAGACGACGACAAAAUACGGUUGAAGCUGACGCAGCUGCAGCUGCAGACGCUGAGGGGGGCAUACGGACCACCCUCCUCGCCCGCCCAGCUGGGGUCCCAGCGCUCGGAGCUCUUGCCCAAUCCCGCGCACCCCAUAGCCCUUCUAGACCCUCUCCCAGAUGACAUCUCCCCCGUGCAGGACACCUGGGAGUGGGGGGGCUGCAGCCAUGACGUCCGAUUCGGUGAGCGCUUCUCCCGUGACUGGCUGGACCCCCGGGAAUCCCCACGUGACAUUCACGCCCGCAUGCGGAUGCACAAUAACCGAGUGGGCCGACAGGUAGUAACGGACAACAUGAAGAGGAAGUGCAAGUGCCACGGGACGUCGGGCAGCUGCCAGUUCAAGACCUGCUGGUACGUGUCUCCAGAAUUUCGGCUGGUGGGGGCGCUGCUCCGCGACAAGUUUCUCUCGGCCAUCUUCAUAAACUCCCAGAACAAGAACAACGGUGUGUUCAACCCCCGGACCUGGAGGGCAGCGGGAACGGGAACAGAAAGGGGACGCCGGCGGCCAGUCUCCCGGGAGCUGGUCUACUUCGAGAAGUCGCCUGACUUCUGCGAGCGGGAGGCGACCCUGGACUCUCUGGGCACUCAGGGGCGCAUCUGCAACAAGAGCAGCCCCGGAAUGGACAGCUGCAGUUCGCUGUGCUGCGGGCGCGGCCACAACAUCCUGAGGCAGACGCGCAGUGAGCGCUGCCACUGCCGCUUCCACUGGUGCUGCUACGUGCUGUGCGAGGAGUGCCGCGUCACAGAGUGGGUCAACGUGUGCAAAUGAGCAUG
Paramormyrops kingsleyae is the source of this 1985-nucleotide messenger RNA. RefSeq names its product wingless-type MMTV integration site family, member 10b (gene wnt10b). Gene Ontology annotation, biological process: cell fate commitment; neuron differentiation; canonical Wnt signaling pathway. Gene Ontology annotation, molecular function: cytokine activity; frizzled binding. The record is from RefSeq and is a predicted model, not a curated record. Lineage: Eukaryota; Metazoa; Chordata; Actinopteri; Osteoglossiformes; Mormyridae. Gene Ontology annotation, cellular component: extracellular region.